UACUUCCAUUUUAGCUUUGAACAUUUUCCAAAACUGUUGAAAAAAAAAAAAGAUGGAUGAAUCAAUCAGUAAUAAGGAAAGCCUUUUGCAAGAUAAAUCCUCUUCAAGAACCAAAAGGAAAUUACGUUUGAUAAUCUGUCUGUUGACUCUCUUCAGUCUCAUAAUUGCAGCUAUCAUCUCUGCUUCAAUAAUAUUUAAACAAAAUACGGAGUCCAAAUCACUUUCCUUUAACCCAACAAACGCUAUUACAUCAGUCUGUGAUCUCAUCAGCGAAGAUCCAUUAGUUAACUCAUGCUAUGGCUCUAUUGCCACACUUUAUUAUUCCUAUGAUGGCGAAAGCCCAAUCUUAUCUUGGUCAAACAGAAAUAAAAUUAACCCAUCACAGGUUUUUAUCCUUUCGCUUUUUGCUGCACGAAUCCAGCUUCAGAAUGUCGUGUUCUCACAUGAAAAAACAAUCUCAGAGGUACACACUAAGCCCGAGAUUAUUGGGGUAUUGAGAAAUUGUCAAGGAAUGAUUAAAUUCUCUCUGAAAAAACUCAAUGAAUCAGAAAUGAGUUUGGGUAUUGACCCAGAUGAGAAAAUAUUGGCAAAUAACAAAGUUGUUUGGGAUUUGCAACGCCGGAUUGGUGAAGCUAUGAGUCAAGUACAAAGGUGCAUUGAUUUAUUGAACGAGAUUCCAUCAACGCUUACGGUUGAAAUAAGAGAGAGGAGUUAUGCAGCACAGGAAAACAUGAGGAAUAGCAGAGGAAUAUUGCGAAAUGUGGAUGACAUUUUCGACUUGUUUUAUCCCACAAUUGGAUCGGUAUUAGGCUCUUUAGUUUGGGAGUUUGAAUAUGGGCUUACUGUUUGGCUCUUUUGCUUUGAGUAUUUGCUCUUAAUUUUUCUUUUAGUCCUGCUACUACGUAUAUAUUGAAUGAUUCAAUAUGUAGCAGCAUGGUACUAUUCAUAUUAGCCAAUUUCACCUUGUUUGAAUUGAGAAUAACAAUCAAAAAAAGUUUCUCUUU
This is a messenger RNA of Lycium ferocissimum, 1004 nucleotides long. RefSeq lists its product as uncharacterized. NCBI's taxonomy places the organism in Eukaryota, Viridiplantae, Streptophyta, Magnoliopsida, Solanales, Solanaceae. The record is from RefSeq and is a predicted model, not a curated record. Bases 53 to 913 code for a protein of 286 amino acids. The transcript is spliced from 2 exons.